Messenger RNA from Lindgomyces ingoldianus, 2424 nucleotides. Its product is annotated as HET-domain-containing protein. NCBI's taxonomy places the organism in Eukaryota, Fungi, Ascomycota, Dothideomycetes, Pleosporales, Lindgomycetaceae. The transcript has 2 exons. The record is from RefSeq and is a predicted model, not a curated record. Bases 87 to 2282 code for a protein of 731 amino acids.
CGACACUCGUCUUACGAUCCGGUCCCAUUUUUAACUGUGCAGAACCUUGUUCUUUGUCGUGCGAAACUCUGCGUCCAUGGCUCGAAAUGACCCUUUGCACAACAUGCAAAAGUCUUGACUUCCGGACGCUCCUUUUGACAUGCCUGCAACAAGCUCGGGAGAGACAGGAAGCACGCGACAUAGGAUAUGAUGAUGCCCCGCUCGCAUCUGACCUUCUAGCACCAUUAAGACACCACUGCGACAUUUUCGAGGUUGGAAAGUCGAGCUCUACAUGCAAACUUUGCAAAAUCAUAUUCCAAGCGUUCGAGAAAAGACAGGUCGCUGAUGUGGAAGAUGCGAGAGGCCUGCAGAUCGUCUUCCGCACAUUCAGCAACAGGAUUCAGGUGUGCUAUGAGACUGAGGAACUGAUUCAACUUUGUCGGCUCGAUGUCUACAUGAAUGAAGACGAUGUGGAGCAAUACUUUCAGCUCUGUGGCAUCAAAGAGGACGAUUCGCCGCCAAUCCUGCGAAUGAACGAGAAGGAUCCCGGCUCCAAGGAAGCUUUCGCAAUCGCGUCAUCCUGGCUUCGAAGCUGUUUGGAAAGCCACGCAGAUUGUAAACUCACUGCUCAGAUCCAGAACACGCCGAAGCGAUUGAUCAACGUUGGCAGCGAAACCCGGCAUCCAUUCCUUGUGGAAUUUCCUCUGGCCUCUCAACAAGUCGAAUGGCUGUCUCUCAGCUACUGUUGGGGCCAAGAAGACCCUUUGAUGAAGCUUACUGCAGAUACCAGGGAAAGGCUUGAGAACGGAAUCCCCUUAGACAGCCUUGAUCCUACGAUUCGAGAUGCGAUACUGGUCACAAGAGGUUUGGGGCUCGACUUUAUUUGGAUUGAUGCACUCUGCAUUAUUCAAGAAGACAACAAUAAAGACUGGGAUGAUCAAGCUCCCAAGAUGAAUGAGAUCUAUGGAGGAUCGUUGUUGACUCUUGUUGUCGCCAGUUCGAACUCGGUCAAGAGUGGAUUUUUGAAGGAGCGUGUAAUCCCGUACGUUCCCAUAUUAUCUUCCAACAGCUCAUCUGGAGAAUCUCCCAACGCUGAGCCUCCUACACGAGUCUAUUUUUCGCCAGAAUGGGACCCGGACGAAGACAAACUCACAGGGCCAUGGACUAACCGAGGAUGGACAAUGCAAGAAGGUCUGCUCCCCAGCCGACUGCUGCAUUUUACGGCUUCUCAGAUGAUAUGGAAAUGCUGCGAGGAGGAGAAGUUUGAAAGAGGCGUGACCAAAAGUGUAAACGACAUGGUUUCUGAUACUCUAGCGCGCUCGGACGACAUUUCGUUUGGAUCCGCAUGGUUCUGGACACUAGACUCUUUUAUGAAGUUCAAAAGAUUUCCCAGUCAUUUACCCACCAACCCAGACUAUCCUCUGCUCUCGGAUCCGAAUACAUUUCAUUUGUGGUACGAUUUGGUCGAAGAGUAUACUCCAAGGAGGUUCACCAAAAUCAGUGAUCGACUAGUAGCAAUCUCAGGUCUUGCCAGAAUCUUUGGCAGCAUAAUCCGAACCCAUGAGUACGUCGUUGGUCUAUGGAAACCGGACUUGAUCCGGGGUCUCUUGUGGUACACUGAAGGCUCAAUGCUUAUCCCUCGACAAUCCGUAGACAGCAUGAGAUCCAGCUAUAGCAACUUUCCAUCUUGGAGCUGGGCCAGUGUGGGAUACGAGAUCGUCAAGUUCAGACAGAAGAGCAGCGAUAUCCUCACAAGUUUGUCUCAAGUCGAGAGUGUAUCCAUCGAGCUUACUGACCAAAGCCAGCCAUUUGGUAAUGUUAAAGGUGGUAAGAUAACAAUCAAAGGUCCACUAAAGAGAGUCUCCAGACUCUACAAUGCAGACUGGUCAUCUGCAGAAGCCUCCAUGUCAGAACUCGAGCGGCAUCUGUCAGAAAUAGUCGACAAAGAGAGCCUUGGAGGUCUGGCACACAGAUUCUCCUCGCCUUCCGGAGGUGGUCAUUAUGCUGCGCUUCAAAUGCUUGGAGAUACACACUCGCUUGAUCUACUUGUGCUCGAAGCUACGGGUGAUGUGUCUAAUGGAAUCAAUGUGUAUCGUCGUGUUGGGAUGGAUACACUCCGAUACUUUUGUGACGCAGAUGUAGCGUCGCCAGAUCUCAUCAACAAACUGAAAGAGUCUGAGAGCUCCCUGUCUGCUCGCCUUGGUCCGCAGAGGAGGAAAGGAAGAAAGGUCAAAGGCACUCGUGCUGUAGUUACAGAGUUGAAGUCGGAGCCAUGGGGAAUUGAAACUAUUAUAAUCAUCUGAAUGAUGAAGCUAGAAUUCAAAUGGGAAUUUGGAGACAAAAUGUUUGCCAGGGAUACUCUGAACUUUUCUGAACCAAGAUACUCUGGCUCCAACAACACGACCAAUGAUUCUCAAGAUACAUCGCUUUGAUCAUCCUCUUCCG